GAUCUCUGUGACGAGAGCCAGAUGGAGUUUGACCAAUAUCCGUUUGUCCACACCGCUUUCAAGCUGAACGGAACCACACCCUGUCCAUUCACAGGUACGGGGGCUGGCCAGAAUAUGGGUGGUUUUAUUUGAAUGCCUUAUUACAAUGCUUCUCAGGCAUUUUUUUUUUAGUGUUAAGACUACCGGAAUUUAUCCAUAUUGCAGCAAUUUUGCAUUAAACGAUUUUUUUUCUUAAUAAAGUAUCAAUUAACGGACUGCCAAACUCCACUUUGAGAAGGACCACUUUAUUUGAUAUAAUGACAUUCACAUUAUGGUCUCAUGUUUCACUCUGCCACUCUGAUUCCUUAUUUUCUCAUGAUCGUUCCUCUGUUACACAUGUCCGCCAGGUGGCUACAACAUGAACGCCUUCUACGCCAAUGGCAGCCUCGUGUGUCACGAUCUUCUGUCCAUGAGAUUUGAAAGUGAAUGCGACAGAGGGAGUGGCAUCGUUUUCAACUUUAGGUGAACUUUGAACUUUGACAUUAAUCACUUAUGCAAAUGUGUUUCUUUUUUUUUUUAAAGUGAUUUGGUGAAAGAAUAUACGAAUAAGUUUAAAAUUUCUCAAAACACAAAGCAUGGUAAUUAUUUAAAAAAUUCGUUUCUCUCUUGUUUAUAAUAACGAUUUCCAAGGGGAAGGAAUAACUCGAAUGACGUUAUAUUGAAAUAAGCUUAACCAUUGCAAGGGAAAUAACACAGCAAAAAGAAUAACAAUAAAAUUGUUUCAUAAUGGCUAUUUGAGUAGUAUCCCUUUUCUAUUAGUUGGGGGAAAAUUACUUUGUUAUUGCAAAUUGAGUAAUUAUUCAGAUAUAAAUACACAAAUAUAAAAGCUCCAUCACAGUCCAUCCCAUUUUCAAUAGAAUUUUAUGUUUUACAGCUUUACGGAAAGAGCAACUUCAAAAGAAGAUGAAUAGAUAAUGAUAUAUAUAUAUAUAUGACACUACCGAAUCUAUUAAGUAUGCAAAAUAUAAAAAGCUAAAUACUAUAUUGCACUGAAACACCAUUAAAGAUUAUGACCCAAAAAUAAUAUUCAUUUAAGAAUUUAAUUGGGACAGACAUGAUAUUUAUAAAGAAUUUAAUUGAGACAGACAUGCUGUUUGUAAAGAAGUUUAUUCAGACAGACUUUAUCUUUAUAAAGAAGUUAACCGAGACGGACAUGAUAUUUAUAAAGAAGUUGAUUGAACAUACAUGCUAUUUACAAAAAAACGUUAAUUGAGACAGACGACAUGAAUUUCAUAAAGAAAUUAGCUGUGACGGACGUUUGAGCUAUCGGUAAACGAAGAUGUCCCAGGCAAUUAUUUGUAUCCCAUGUGUUCCAUAGGAAAAGCGAGUGCACCCCAAGACUGGAUUCAUCUAAGGUGAAGGACAACCAAAGUCCUCUUUUUCACACACAGUGUGUUACCCACUGGACAUAUGGGGAUUUUACCUUUAUCAUACUUCAGGUAACUGAUUUAACAACAACAACAAAAAAAAAGGGGGGGGGGCGGGGGGAUACCUUUAAAUAGUGCAGGUCACUGAGUUGACAUACCUUUCUAACGUUGCAGAGAACUGAGUUGACAUAAGGUAAUAUUACCUUAUUACCUUCAUCCGUAUAAUAGCGCAUAUAAUUAAUAUGGAAAAAGAUGGGGUUUACUUUGGUAACUGCUGGCUCUGCAGAUACAUAUCCAGAGUAAAUAACAAGGCAAAUAAGCACAAGGCGUACGCCAUGCCCGUUUUCCAAUGGUAAUUUGGCCAAGAUCAGAGUGUGGUAUCUUUUCCCGUCAGGUGACCAAACCUGUUUUGGGUGGCUCGUGAUAUCUCGCUUUGUGUCUGGUCAUAGCCGGGAAGAACUGUGAAAUAAUGAGACAGCGGCAUGGCGGCAAGGCCAACAGGUCUGAAAGGCCAGACUAGCAUAUGGUGGCUGCCCCCACCCCCAGCACCCCUUCGCCCGACCCCCCGAUCCCCCCCCCCCAUACUUAGAAAAAGGAAUAAUAAGUUAUUGAUAAUCAUCUUCAUCUAAUGUUAAAUAAAAUACACGUAGACAAAUCCAUAGUAUACCAGGUUUAUUCACAUCAUCACGUUUUCCAAACAAACUUAAAAGGCUACUUCAAUUCAUACGACAUCUUAAUUACCUUACGGCUGACUUAAUGACAUUUGAAAUUUUGUGUAAAGGUAAAAAAAUAUAUAAAAAAUUAACAUAUUUCAUUAUUUCAAGUUGGUGGAAGAUGAGGACAAACAUUUUUGUUUGAGAACCGUUGACCCGAUGAACAACAUCCGGGAAGCCCACCUGUGGCUGAAGGUCAACUGCGACAUGUCGCCGAACCUCGGCACCGACUCCUCCCAGAACUACAUCCAACUCAAGCUGGAGAAACGCCUUGUCUCGAGCACGUGCUUCGACGAGUUGGAUUUCUGCGAGGGGACCAACAUCUGCGAGGGUGAGACGAGGCAGUACUGCUCACAGAAAUGUAACCAGUGCCGGACGGAGAACCAGAUUGGUCAGUGCGCCUUUCAGGAGGAGUUCCGUGGACGGUGGGUUACUGUGGGUUAUUGGAGUUACUGGAGGUUACUGGGGUUACUGGAGGUUACUUGAGGUUAAUGGCGUUACUGGCGUUACUGGAGGUUACUGGAGGUUACUUGAGGUUACUGGGGUUACUGGAGGUUACUGGGGUUACUGGAGGUUACUGGAGGUUACUGGGGUUACUGGAGGUUACAGGGGUUACUGUGUUACUGGAGGUUACUGGGUUGUUGGGUUACUGUGAGUUACUGGAGGUUACUGGAGGUUACUGGGGUUACUGGAGGUUACUGGAGGUUACUGGAGGUUACUGGAGGUUACUGGGGUUACUGUGUUACUGGUGGUUACGGGGUUGGUGGGUAUACUGGAGGUUACUGGAGGUUACUGGAGGUUACUGGGGUUACUGUGUUACUGGAGGUUACUGGGUUGCUGGGUUGUUGGGUUACUGUGAGUUACUGGAGGUUACUGGAGGUUACUGGGGUUACUGGAGGUUACUGGAGGUUACUGGGGUUACUGUGUUACUGGAGGUUACUGUGUUACUGGGAGUUACUGGGGGUUACUGAGGUUUUUUGAAUUAAUGGAGGUUACUGUAUUACUGGAGGUUACUGGGGUUACUGUGUUACUGGAGGUUACUGGGGUUACUGUGUUACUGGAGGUUACUGGGGUUACUGGGGUUACUGUGUUACUGGAGGUUACUGGGGUUACUGUGUUACUGGAGGUUACUGGGGUUACUGUGUUACUGGAGGUUACUGGGGUUACUGUGUUACUGGAGGUUACUGGGGUUACUGUGUUACUAGGUUAUUUGUGUGUGUGAAAUUUAAAAAAAAAUAAAAUGUUUUUGGUUGGGGUGUUUUGUGAGUACUGCAAUUAAAGUGUGUGUGGCGUGUUUAACUUUGUGUGUGUUUCAAUGCAGUGUAUGCAUAGCUCUAUGUGUUUAUAGAUCGGUGUGCGUAUAGUCAAGUGUGUAUGAUUAUUUGUGUCUAGAUCUUUGUGUGUUAAUUUAAUAUUGGGUAUAAUGAAUAGAUCAGUGUUUCUAUAGUUGUUUGUUCGCAAAGAAGGCUUUCUGCCGACACGUUCGUUGUUGUGUUUUUUUUUUACUUCCUUUUUUUUUCACGGUUUUCAUGUACUUUGUUUCGCUCAUUUCCUUUUUUUUCCUCGCCCAUAGUUGGAUCGACAGUGGCAAAGAUGCUGACAUCAGCAUUGAGGUGGAGUCCUACUCUGUCAAAGCCGGGAUACUGGGCAGCUACGAGUGUCUGAACCUGCAGAGCGAGGAGCACAGGGACAAGAAGGUGCUGCUCCAGCUCUACAGUAACGGUUGCGUACCGCGCUACGCGUGCGUGGAGAUGACCAAGGCCACUUCCUCCGUGAUGAAAUUUCGCCUCGGCGACCGGAUCAACUGGCCGCUG
Messenger RNA from Lymnaea stagnalis (great pond snail), 3933 nucleotides. NCBI's taxonomy places the organism in Eukaryota, Metazoa, Mollusca, Gastropoda, Lymnaeidae. The record is from the annotation of a GenBank genome assembly.